CCGCUGGAAGUACAUAGCAUCUGAUCUUAGCAUCCGUUUUGACAGCUUGAAUAACAAAACAAACAAACAAAAAAAGGUAACAACAAUUGACCUGGUUAGUACAUGUAUGACAUGAAUAUUGUUAGCGACACUCUCUGCGCAGGGAACUAAAAACCAGCUGUUCAACCUCAAAAACAGCUGCUUAAGCUAACGUGAAACAAGCUAAUCAGAGAGGUUGGUGGUGACGUGAAGCUUCCCGGGUUUACAGARGUGAAGUAGCUGCUGUGCAGUGAAAAUACGAGUUCACAGCUUGACAAACUAGAGCUGUGCGUGUUUAGGUCAGAAGAAAAUUGCAGUCAAAGGUUGUGUUUAGCUGAUGUGGGCGGCGUUAGCUUCAACAAAAAACGCGCAUUGCUUUGUGAAAGUCAGCUGACAGCCCGCUGUGUCUGCUGCUGCCAACASCACCAGCCCGGUGAUGGAUCAACUGAAAGUGAAGGAUCGCAUUUUGGAAAACAUUUCUCUGUCUGUCAAAAAGUUGCAGAGUUACUUUGCAGCGUGCGAGGAUGAAACUCCAGCUAUCCGAAACCACGACCGGGUCCUUCAGCGCCUUUGUGAACACCUGGACCAUGCUCUGCUGUAUGGGCUGCAGGACAUCUCGUCAGGCUACUGGGUCCUGGUCCUUCACUUCACAAGGAGAGAGGCUGUCCGACAGAUAGAGGAGCUUAAACACAUAGCAACCAACCUUGGUCGAAGUCGUGCAUGGUUGUACCUGGCACUGAGUGAGAGCUCAUUAGAAAGCUAUCUGCGUCUCUUCCAGGAGAACCAGGGACUGUUGCAAAAGUAUUAUUUCAAAAAUGCUUUGGUUUGCAGUCACGACCACCUCACGCUCUUUCUCACGCUGGUGUCCGGACUGGAGUUCAUCCGUUUUGAUCUGGAGCUGGAUGUGCCCUAUCUAGAUGUGGCUCCGUACAUGCCUGAAUAUUACAAACCACAGAACCURCUGGACUUUGAGGAAAGGCUUCCCAGCUCAGACAGUAUAUCYCUGCACUCCUUCACCUCCCUCACGUCCACCAACUUGGAGUGGGACGACAGUGCCAUAGCUCCCUCCAGUGAAGAUUAUGAUUUUGGUGACAUAUUCCCCGUGUUGCAGUCAUUGCAGAGUGCAGACUGGGAAGAGGGUGAGUUAACUGAUCAGGCCAGCUGCCCACGGUCCAAUGGCUCUGAUCCCCAGACGGUCAUCAGUGACACGGCACUGCUUUCUGGCACAGCGAGGGGGAAGGUGGCCACCUACCUCUCUCCUCACAGCCCCACGUCCAGACACAACCCCUUCAACGAGAACUCCGACACGAAUACCUCAGCAGAUGUCACGCCCGUUCACGUGGCCAGGCAUUACAAUAUCGCCGGAGAUGAGGCGGAGAUUGACGGCUGUGAGCUUGAAGUCAUAAGGAUGGCCAAACGAAGGAAACCAACCAGGAAGCGACGAGCGAGGGGAUCCACGGAUUCCAGCAGCAGCAUCCAUAACUCCUUCUCCUCUGAACACAUAGAAGCAGAAAAUGGCAUCUGCACCUCAGAGGAUGAUUCGAUGAACUCCGCUGUCGUAMAGCCGGAGAGCGAAGGGGAGCUCAGCAGAAGCAGGGUCGGAUCAGCGAUUGCGGAGGAAGAAGGCGAGGAAAGCGCUGAAGGUCUCCUGCGUCUCCCGGAGAUGACAGACACCUCCAUGAACAGCGUUGGCCAGCCCCUCCGCGACGUCAUGGACCAGCUCAACGGCUCCUGGGAGCACCCCGGAGCCAAGAAGGAGGAGGAGACAAGCACCCAAGUCGCCGAUCAGAGCUCUGAGCCUCCAGCGCAGCGGCCCUUUCGAGAGGAUUCAGAGGGAAAGCCGCCCGACCCAGCUCCAGGAGAGACGGUUGUCUCCCCUCUGGACACAAGUUCCAGCUCCCAGCAGGCCUCUGCUGUGUCUGCAGACCUGUGCAGCUCUGCCCCCACCAGUCCAGACUCUGCUCACACAAGUGGUGGCCACAAUGACUCUACAGAGCAAAGCCAGCCACAGACUCUGUCAGCUAGCCUUGAAGAUGACAAAGAAGCAGAAGCGGCAGCAGGACAGAAGUCCAACAUGAAGGAAGAGAAGGACGAACGAGAAGAUCCAGAGCAAGAGGAGAAGCUUAGUCCUUCUGAAAUGUCUCAUCCGGCCGAGUUUAAGGUGGACAACAAUCACUUGCUUCUUCUAAUGAUUCAUGUGUUCAGAGAAAAUGAGGAGCAGCUUUUCAAGAUGGUAAGAAUGAGUACGGGUCAUAUGGAAGGAGACCUGCAGCCUCUUUAUGUGCUGCUGACUGACUGUUACAUCUACUUGCUGAGAAAGGGAGCAGCAGAAAAGCCCUACACAGUUGAUGAGGCUGUUUCUUACAAUGAGCUUGACUAUAUUUCUGUGGGCCUCGACCAACAGACCGUGACUCUGGUUUGCACCAACAGACGACGAAAGUUCCUGUUGGACACUGCUGAUGUCUCACUGACCAUCUGGUUCCUGUCCGUCCUGAAGUCGGCCAUGGUUCAGGGCUGCCGUGAGCCUCCCUAUCCGUCUGUUCUGACAGAUGCUACGAUGGAGAAGCUUGCUUUAACUAAAUUUGUCUCCCAGGAGUGUCACAGUGAGUUAUCYGAAGUGUCGAUCCAUCUCUACUCGUUGGUUCACUGGGAGGACCCUUUGGAUUUGACCUUGUCUCCCCAAGCUGACACUCCAACCUCYGGAAUAACCUCCAGCACAAAAGAAGGAACUAUACUGUACAGGUCUGGGACUACGUACCUGGGUAAAGAGKUGUGGAAGAGCUGCUACCUCRUCCUCAGUAAAGGGAUUCUGUACCUGUAUUCAGAGAGGACAGACGUGACCCCUCUGCUGUCGGUCACCAUGGGAGGCGAGCACUGCGGAGGCUGCCGCCGCUCAAACCACACAGAUCGCCCUCACGCCUUCCAGGUCAUUCUGACGGAGCGCCCCCCGCUGGUGCUCAGCGCCAGCAACGAGGAGGAAAUGGCCGACUGGAUGCAACUCCUCUGUCAGUCAGUCUCUAAAGGGGUUAUCCCCCAGGGCGUGGCCCCCACUCCAUGUAUCCCAUGCUGCCUGGUCAUGACAGACAAGUCGCUGCUGACCUGCCAUCAGGACUGUCAGACUAGUUUCUUCCGCUCGCUGGGCAGUGCAGAGAUCUGCGACGUCACCGCUGUGAGCCUGGAGUCUGACAAGGAGUACUGCRUCAUCGAGUUUGCAUCAGAUCGGGUCCAGUUCCUCCCUCCGUGGGUUUUAUACUUCAGCAGUUGUGAAGAGAGAGAUCGAGUCCUUCAGGAGUUAAAAUCUGCAUGGAGAGCCAUUUUCCAGGUCGACCUGCCCCACAAAGAGAUGUCCGAGCCGUUGGUGCAGAAACGCUGCGGCGAGGCCCUGGAGUUGAUGAAGAGCGCCUGGCAGAGGGCAGACAGCCUGGCUCGAGGCAGAGCCCAACGUGAGCCGUGGUGCUGACGGACACACACACACACACACACACGCCUACAAUAACGUGUGUACAUUCAGCCACACGGACGCAGUGACCGUUAAUCAGCCCGAUGGAAGCCAGGGUGUCGUGAACAACACUCUGCGCCGACACAAAGAUUCAGAAAUGAGCUCGUAGUCAAACCAAGUUUAGUUUGGAAAAGCCGGUGCUGACGUUGACACUGAACAUGAUUAAACUUUGGGAGAUUAUUCUGAAAAGAGGUAUAUCGUCACACGGCURUAACCUUUUAAUUUUUCAGGUUCAGGUAAGACCGAACACCGUAAACCGUGUAAUCAUAGGUGAAAACCAACCAGGAGCUUUGCCAGUGUCAAUCAAUCUGGAGGCUUUUUUAUGCACAUCUGGAUCCGUUAACACAUUUUACUCUUGUACACAGACACACAAAAAUGAUUGCUGCUUGCCUUAUAAACACACCAGUAACAACUUGUUGUGAUAAACUUAAACUGUGGUGUAAAGUUAGUACAAAGGUACAACUCUGUACAGUAUCAGUGCUUUAUCACUGACACUUGUGUCUGAUAUUCAGAUUUGUUUUUUUUUUUGUUUUGUUUUUUUUGGUAAGGACACACUGUACCUCUAACAUGAAUUAUUCUCCCACACAUCGCAAAGCAGCUCAUCAGAUUUGGAAGUGGAUCUAGACGUUUUUACACAUAAACGGUAGAUAAAAUKAUCAUAAUGUCAAUCUGAAACCCUUUUGUCAUGAAUUUGAUCAGGAAGUGAAACACUCAGCCUUUCUUUACUUUAUAGAAACAAAAGCACCUUUUUUUGGUUUGUUUUUUGCUUAUGAGUCAUAACUUUGAGGUGAACUUUUUUUUGUUUUGUUUUUCAAUAUCCUUACAAAGUUAUUGGGAACAUUUAAAGUCCAGUUCAGUGCUGAAACUGACGUGCGUCUGCGUUAGCACAUGUUUCGUUUUCACCCAAGUGACGUCAAAUGUUAAAAGAAAUAUUAGGUGUGCUCGAAGCAUCCUUCCUUACCUCGGCUGCUUGUUUAUACUUUACAUCAGUGGUUGGGGACGUUGUAAUGUACAAAUGAAGUCUAACCACUCCUUUAGUUUAAGUUACAGUUUGUAUUAUGUUUGAGGUUAGUGAAAUUCUUGCUUUGUCAGCUUAAAUCCCUUUUCUACUGAAAACUCUUGUCCAGUAUUAAAACCAUGAACUAAAAGAAAAUGAAAUGAUCUUAUUCUUUGGUUUUAGUCUCAACUAUCAAUAUUUUUACAACCAUCUUUUUGUUGACGUCACUUAGUGUUGCAGCUUAUUUCAGUGGAAGUGUAAAAGAAUAAUGUAAGGGCUUUUUUUUACAAUGACUUUGUUACCUUAUUUAAAACCUAAAAUAGAUGAAAUAAGUAUUUACAUUUAAUGAGAUGCCUUACAGCUUAGCAAAC
Molecule: messenger RNA, 4885 nt
Organism: Austrofundulus limnaeus
Lineage: Eukaryota; Metazoa; Chordata; Actinopteri; Cyprinodontiformes; Rivulidae
Gene: plekhm2
Product: pleckstrin homology domain containing, family M (with RUN domain) member 2
Exons: 20
Coding region: 455-3478 (1007 amino acids)
Biological process (GO): lysosome localization; regulation of protein localization; Golgi organization
Cellular component (GO): endosome membrane
Molecular function (GO): kinesin binding
Source: RefSeq, a predicted model, not a curated record